AUGGGGACCAAAUUUAUUCUUUGGGUUGACUGUGGGGAUAUCGUGUCACUGAAGAGAAGCUUCACUAAUAUAGCCGAGAAACUCCAGCUCCUCGCCUACGAUGCUCGAGAUCAUGAUACGAAUCGGGACCUGGUAUUAGACUGGUUACAAGAAACUGGUGGGUAUUUUCCAUGGAUUAUCAUUUACGACGAUGUGACUAGUUUCGAUCUAAUUGAGCAUUAUUGGCCGGAUGAGACUUGCGAUGGGCGAGCUAUCAUCACAACAAGAAAUGAUGCGCUCGCCCGGGAUGGCCCCUGCAAGAAUUUGCCUUCGAUGGGAUAUGAUACAUUCAUAGAUGUGACAACUGAUAUCCAGCCAAUGGGUAUUGAUCAGACAAUACGCGAUCUGCUCAAAAUCGAGGCUCAUCUCCCCAAUGGUUCAACCCCCAACUUGAACUAUUCCAAUACUGAAAGAGAAUACAUUUACCACCUCUGCAGAAAAUUACAAGGCAACAUGCAAGAUAUGAUAAUCAUGGGAGCACUCCUCGGUCAAAAGCUAUACACCGUUGGGGCCAUGGAAGGUGAAAUGGGUAUCAACCUUAAUCAACUCAAAGAGUGGCUACUUCCUGAGGAUAUAGCCUGGUGCAAAAAUGAUGCAGAUGAUCUAUCUCUUAUUUCUUUGGUGAAUGAACAAGCUGUUAUUGGAAUUUCACGCACCACGCAAACAAAUUUCCUCAUAUGGAUGGGCGAAGAAGGUGUUGCCGUUGGCUUAAAAAUAGCCUCGAAGUUUCUUUAUGGGAUUCAGGAGAAGCAAAUCCGUCGUAAUAUCGAGCAGCAGAGUACGAGAGACUACGAGGACCUUUCCUUUUGCCUACCACAUGUGCGUACUCUGAAAGAUAAAUUCAGAACGGCACGACAAUCGUAUCCAACGAUUAAGGGCUCCCGUGAGCUGUGCUAUCUUUUAGUUGGAUUUGUGCGGUAG
This is a messenger RNA of Penicillium manginii, 960 nucleotides long. RefSeq names its product Tetratricopeptide-like helical. Lineage: Eukaryota; Fungi; Ascomycota; Eurotiomycetes; Eurotiales; Aspergillaceae. The coding region runs from base 1 to 960 and encodes 319 amino acids. The record is from RefSeq and is a predicted model, not a curated record. The transcript has 4 exons.